AUGGCUGUGCAAGAAGACAGUGGGAGAGCCAACUUCGUUGGUGAAAGCUGGUAUGCAAGUUAUAUCAUAUCGGCGAGUGCUGCGAGUCACUCAGAGCUUCAUCAGACGGUUGAACGAGGCUCGGGCCAGGCGACGAAAUCGAAGUCUUCAAGAUAUCAAGCAAGCACAUGGCAACCGCGGCCUACUGAUCUUCCCACUCAACAUCUUACAGAAAGACUACUCGAAGCAUACUUCACGAGGUUUCAUAUCUUUUGUCCGAUCCUGGACCGAUCAAUCUUCUUAGCCGCAGUCAAGAACGGAAGCAUUUCUAUCACACUAUUGCGAUGUGUUUUAUUCGUGGCUUCGAUCCACUGCGAUGCGGAGAUCUUCCAUCUGAUGGGAUACUCGACACGAUUCGACACCAGCGAUGAUCUGUUCAGCAAAGCGUGUGUGGCAUUCGACAAUGACACCAAGGUCGAUCGUACCACCUUGAUCGUUUCCUCUUACCUGCUUCACUAUUGGUUCGGAAAGCCUACCAGUUAUCGAGAUAGUUUGUGGUGGCUUGCAAGCGCAAUUCGUUCGGCACAAUGUAUGGGCUACCAUCGCAGUACGAAGGAUAGUAAGAUGCCGUCCAGCGAGAAGGCCUACUUCAAAGUUUUAUGGUGGUGCCUCUAUAUUCGAGAUAGGCAAAUAUCGUUAUCGGCAGGAGCUCCUAUGGUCAUCAAUGACCUCGAUCACGACGUCGAGGAACUGAAACCAGGUGACUUCCCUGAUGAAUCUCCAGAGACUGCAAACUACAUGAUCGCGCAAGCGACGCUUAACCAGACAGCGUCGACCCUGUAUUUCCGAUACUGCUCGCCAUCAACACAACAAGGUUCUAUAACACAUGCGAACGCAAGUGCUGAGAUUCAGGAGGCUUUUGAGCUAUGGUAUGCCGACUCAAAGCUCGGCGCUAGACCUACAUCCGACAUCAAAGACCGUCUGGUACUGAUUUUGAAGGUUUGCUAUCAUUUCUACACGAUCAACUUGCAACAGCGACUUCAACGUAUCCACCAUAGCAUGCACCACGACAACUCAUACACUAUCUUCAGGAACGUCAGAAACGCAGCUGACAGCAUCACAGGCCUCAUAGAAGACUCUUUACUAUAUUGGCAACCUGAACACUUCCCGCUCAUCUUCGUGACCGCCAUUUUCUCGGCCAUGACUACGGCUGUUGCCGAUCAUGGAACUCACCAGCCAGAACAGCUCUCACUUAAGUUGCGUCCUAGCCUUCUGGCGCUGAAGCAGUUCGAAACUUGUCACAUUACCGCCCGGUGGAUCCGCACGCUCUUCAUGGACGUUUUGCAACGGCUGGAGCGUCGAUCAAGUAAGAGAUCACGUCGGUAUCGGCAGUCUAGCAAGCGGCAGCAGGCCGGGACUCAGGCGGAGGGAGCCACUAGUGGGCCUGAGAUAUCUGAAAGUCAACAUGUCAUUUCAGAUGAGGCAGCCACAAUACCAAAUCUGCACAGUGGACCAAAUUUUGUCAAUCAGCCUGCUUGCCCUGUCAGCGCUGGGACACCCUCUCUUUCGUCAUAUUCAUUCGAAUCGCCAAAUUCUUAUCUACAUGACUCCUCGAUUGCAGGUGGAACAGCUUUAGACCACGCAUCGUCCACUGGACCUAUGAACACGUCAUUUGUCGACGAUCUAUUCACGCAACCUAACAGCAUGUAUGGGUGGUCAGGUUUCGACAAUUUUCCAUCACCUAGCACGUUGCAAUUUCAGUCGCUGUAUUUCCUAGCUGACCUCGGCAUGUCAAACUUCGAGGGUAACACAAACCCCUGA
Molecule: messenger RNA, 1800 nt
Organism: Lithohypha guttulata
Lineage: Eukaryota; Fungi; Ascomycota; Eurotiomycetes; Chaetothyriales; Trichomeriaceae
Exons: 3
Coding region: 1-1800 (599 amino acids)
Biological process (GO): DNA-templated transcription
Molecular function (GO): DNA binding; zinc ion binding
Source: RefSeq, a predicted model, not a curated record